Molecule: messenger RNA, 2281 nt
Organism: Branchiostoma belcheri (Belcher's lancelet)
Lineage: Eukaryota; Metazoa; Chordata; Leptocardii; Amphioxiformes; Branchiostomatidae
Product: leucine-rich repeat-containing protein 15-like
Exons: 10
Coding region: 1-2193 (730 amino acids)
Cellular component (GO): plasma membrane
Molecular function (GO): protein binding
Source: RefSeq, a predicted model, not a curated record
AUGCUCCAGAAACCAGCCAUACUGUUGGCCCUGUUGGCGUUGUCAUGGGAACUGGCCAACGCCCAGUCCAACACCUGUCCAAAGGGGUGCUGGUGUACAGGCCGGACGGUGUACUGCAACCACCAGCACCUGACGGCCAUCCCGACCAACAUUCCUGACAACACCACUCAGCUCAACCUGCACGCUAACAACCUGUCUGUGGUCCCUUCAGAUGCCUUCGAGAAACACGAUCAGCUCAGCCUUGUGUAUCUCCACUCCAACAACAUCGUGGCUAUCGAGGACGGCGCGUUCUCCGGCCUGACGAACCUGAUGUACCUGUACCUGUCCGAGAACAAACUCACCAAGCUCACGGCGGGGACGUUUGGAGGCCUAAACAAUCUUGUUUACCUGUUCCUUGAUAACAACUUUAUCGGUAACGUGGAGAGCGGGACGUUCAGUAUCCUGACCAACCUGGUGUUCCUCCACCUCCGCUACAACAACCUCACGGCGCUGCACAACGGCACGUUCCUGGGUCCAACCCGACUCAACUCGCUCUACCUCAGCGGUAACUGCAUCUCAUACGUGGCUCCGGGAGCCUUCUCGGGUCUCCAGGCGCUCCGCUAUCUCUACCUGGACAACAACUGUCUCACCGAGCUGCCCGCCACGUCCUUCGAGGUCCUGUCGGGGUUGUACCGUCUGGAGCUGUCGUCCAACCCCAUCACAACCCUUCCCGACGGGAGUUUCAAGUACAUGAACCUCCUCAAGUAUCUCCUGAUGGAAGACAUGGCGCUGGCUAAGAUAGAGAAGAGGGCUUUCGUCGGUCUGAGCGAUCUGAAGUACAUCUUUUUGCAAAACAACAACCUGGUUACGAUGGAUCCGGAGGUGUUCCGGCCGCUAAAGAGGGUUCAGGAACUGGAGCUGAACAAUAACCAGUUGGAGGAGUUACCGCCAGAGGGCCUUGCGAUGAUGCGUGACUUGACCGUACUGGACGUGUUCAACAACAGUCUCCAGUCGUUGGACAGUAGCGUGUUCCCCACACUGCGGUACCUGCACACGCUCAACCUGGACACCAACCCCUGGAACUGUACCUGUCAGCUCAAACACUUCAGACAGUUCCUUGAGAACACGUACGUGCGCGCACACCUGAAAUGUGCCUCACCUGCCCAGCUGGCGGAAAGGGACUUGAAGACAGUCACUGACGACGAACUUGGCUGCCCGAAGAUUGCCUCCACCCUAGAGGCUACCACAAGUACUGCACCCCCCACCAAACCUCAAACAUCUCGCACCAUAACCCAAGCGCCUGUCACAGCCAGAGAACAAUCCGUUACACUUAGCGCUGUGACAAAAAUGAAACCGCCGCCGAAGAAGACGGUCCCCCCUCCUCAUCAAACCCCGCCGCCGGGAAAGACGACCGAGUCUACCCGGAGACCCGCGGAUGCUGACCCGCCUGGGGAUCUGCCCGUUACCCCUCCCCAUAGCGACUGCUUCAUGUACACGCUCUUCCCCAGCGUGACUAACAUCAGCUCCGGGAGCAUCACAUUGCAGUGGGUCUCCACCUUCCCGUACCCAGACAGGUUCCAUAUCCAGUACAAGCCGUUCGGGCCCAGGUACAAGUGGCGGUCUCUGGACGUGAAGCCUGACGUCACCCAGUUUGUCAUGACGUCACUCAUGGCGGACACGAUGUACAUCUUCUGUGUGGAGGUGUCUCUGCACGGGUUGCGGUGUUCGCACAUCCAGCGGAGUCAGUGCGUGGAGGACGCCACCCGCCCGGCCCAGCCCAGUCAGCCGGCGGCGGCGCGCGGCGGAGGGAAGACCGACCUGGCGCCCAUCCUGGUCGGCGUGGCGGUGGCGAUGGUGGUCUUCACCGGCUGCACCGUCCUCGGCAUCUUCUGGAUCCGUCGCCGGCAGAAUCAAUUCAGAAGACACAAGUUUGAGGAUACAGUGUCGUCCGCAGGUAGCGACACCUGUUCCCAUGGAAGCUACAACGUGACCUGUGACCCCGUGAACUGUGACCCGGCCGACGCGCCCCAGCCGUCGGCCUGCAGUUCCGUGCGCGACAGCAUGGUGGAGUCUGAUAUCGGCACCAGCCCGACCGACAAGGACCAGCUCAUCUCCGAUGAUGACGAAGACCCAAAGAAGAAGACCCAGGAGGACAUCCAGCCGUAUUUCCUACCCAGGACCAGCACUACUCACGUAGCUGACACUUUCGUCUGAGCAAAAAACUUUACAUCAUACUUUGACCUGAGCAUGAAAGUUCAUCUAAGUUGGUAAAUUACAUUAUGAAAAACUUAAAACUGUUCUC